Molecule: messenger RNA, 567 nt
Organism: Bactrocera dorsalis (oriental fruit fly)
Lineage: Eukaryota; Metazoa; Arthropoda; Insecta; Diptera; Tephritidae
Exons: 3
Coding region: 137-454 (105 amino acids)
Source: RefSeq, a predicted model, not a curated record
UCCAGCGAGACGAAGUCCUCAAUUUAUCGAAAAUACAUUUCUUCACUUAGUGAUGACGAAUUGAAGAUGAGUAAUCGCAGUUUUCGGCGGAUAUGGUCUAAAUACAUACCCUACGUUACAGUUAUGCAACCAGCGGAUGAUCUCUGCGAUGUCUGCCGUGGAAACGCAAUAUCGAUUGCGCAAGCCAAAGGUGUUACUGACAUUGAACGCGAACAGAAGCUUAACCAAUUUCUUGAUCACCUCCACAGAGCCCGAAAUCAACGAGAAUAUUAUCAAAGUUGGUGUAGAAAUACUGACCCUACAGCAGUCGUUCUGUCAUUUGAUUUUGCCCAAACCGUGCACUACCCUGUCAGUCCACAACAACCUGGUACAGCAUACUUCAAAGCAACCAAGAGGUGCGGAGACUUCGGAAUUACAGACGAAAAACAAAAAGUUCAGUACAAUUACAAGCUAGAUGAAAAAGAUGACGUUGUUAAAGGACCGAACUGUGUUGUGAACAUCCUGCAUUAUCACCUGGAAACCUACUAUAAAGACAUUGAAACACUCGUUCUUUUCUGUGACAAUUGU